Messenger RNA from Botrytis byssoidea, 1419 nucleotides. RefSeq lists its product as uncharacterized. The record is from RefSeq and is a predicted model, not a curated record. The transcript has 5 exons. Gene Ontology annotation, biological process: regulation of DNA-templated transcription. Gene Ontology annotation, cellular component: nucleus. Bases 1 to 1419 code for a protein of 472 amino acids. Gene Ontology annotation, molecular function: transcription cis-regulatory region binding; DNA-binding transcription factor activity, RNA polymerase II-specific. Lineage: Eukaryota; Fungi; Ascomycota; Leotiomycetes; Helotiales; Sclerotiniaceae.
AUGCUUCAUUAUAAUAUGAGAAAAGCAUGUCAACCGUCGCCACCUAUGCGAAGGCACCGGGCGAUAAAGAAGCCACCACACCAUGAGACAUCGAAACUAGAAGCGAAACUAGACGACCUUGUUACAUUGUUGAAGUCAAAUACUCAAGUUACGCCAAUACGAAUCAAUUCUGGCGUCAAGACUAUCACAGCAUCCGCUGGUAGAGCCGUUUUGGUGCGAUCUGAUCAACAAUCUCCCUUCAUCAAUAUACCGUCAUCUGUGACAGCUCAUCAGCUUCGCCAAGAGCGUCCUUUCCUCUGGGUUGCUAUCAUGACAGUAGCUUCAAACAACUCUAAACAGCAGACAAUAAUGUCUAAAGAAGCAAGAACUAUCUUUGCAAAGGAAGCAUUUGUUGAAGGGACAAGAACUAUGGAUCUACUUCUGGCAAUCCUGGUCUAUACUGUUUGGGAUCGAUACUUCUAUUCUGAACAAUCUGCUCUUAUUAAUCUUAUACAGCUUUCAAUUUCAAUGCUGCAUAACCUUGGAUUAGAUAAGCCACCGCCAAGAGAUCCAGCCGUCAUGCUUGCAUAUGAUCUGAAAGGAAGUGGAAAACCAGCAAGAUUAUCAAGGGUUCCAACAAAUGAAGAACGUAGAGCUCUUCUUGGAUACUAUCUAUUGAGUUCAGUGUCAUGCUAUACUCUACGUAAAGAUAAUACCUUGCGAUGGACUGGUCAUUCAGACGAAUGUCUAAAAUCACUAGAAACGGAAAAGGAGCUUGAUACCGAUGCCAUUCUGGUUCAACUGGUGAAGUUGCGUCUGAUCACCACGAGAAUCAAUGACUUGCCUUGGUCAGGUGGUCUUAAACCUGUGAGGAGUUUUGGACAUGGGAUUUGCUUGGCAAAGCCCACUAUUCUCCAAACAGUAACUCUCGGCCUGGAACUCCAUACCACGGAACGCAGCAUAUACGAAAUUGGUCUAUUGCAGGUGCACAAUGCUUGGAUUAACGUCUUUCUCAGUAUUCCGCCAGCAGAAUACAUUAGCUUCUUUGCGUUAACAUACUCCAAUAUGACUCACUAUUUCUUAAGCGCAUAUCGCCUAACAACAUUGGACAAUACUGAUGGGAACCAGACGCCAUGUAUAGAGCACCUGGAUGUCUCGUCAUUCCUAGAUCAGGCAGGAAGGAAUUUUGCGCAAGUCAACGAAACGGCAGGAAUUGAUGUUAGUCCUGAAUAUCCGGACUCUUUUAGCAUAAUGGCAAACAGGAUUCGAUUAAUUCAAGUGUCCUGGGAUGUAUCACAUAGCGUUGCAGCUAAUUCGCUUGUUAACUCUUCCAACUUUGAUAACCAUGAGCUAUACGACUUUUCAAUGGAAUUUUCAGAUGGAGAUUGGUUGAACGACUUGCUAGAUUCGCAUGAUGAACAACUUCAAUGGGAUCCAUAA